AUUGUUUCUUUUGUAACACUCUCUUUCCUCUCUCCAUAUUUUCUCAUAAACUACCGUUCGUUUCGCUCCCUCUCAAUUUUUUCAUUCUUGUCUCUGCUUCUUUCUUCCGCCCAGGUGAAAAGUCGUAGAAGAAGGUAAAAUCACAGCUUCGGACUCACGCCCCUCAACAGCUGAAAGUCUCGUCGCCAGAACGCCACCGCACCACCCUUUUUAUCUCGCGUUUCUUUUCCUUUCAACCAGUUGGGAUCUAUAGGAAGCAAUGUACUGAACUGGGUCUCAUUCACAUUCUCUCAGAACUAGCUGGUUGAAGUUCUGUCCCAUUUUUCUAGUUCAGUUGAUAGGGUUAGCAACCAAGUUUGGACCAUGAUGGUGUUUGUUUCUGGGUUGCAAGCAAGUUCAGGUUUGGUUCAUUGGCAUCCUAAACUACCAUUCAAGGGUGAAAGAUAUGAUUCUGCCAGAUUUAAUGACUGCAAUGCCAUCCAACUACCAGCUAGAGUGAUCCAUAGAGCAAGGAUCCAAUAUUCUCGUCCAGCGCAUUUUGGCACCAGAUAUGCAAUGUCUGGAGGAAAAAGUGGAGAAAGAAUUCAACAUCAGUUUAGCUCUGGCGAUGACUUGUCUGAGGAGCCCUUUUGGGUCAGUCUGAUCAAGGACGCCGUGUGGGGUUUGAAAUCUUUACUUGUAUUUCUGGCUGAGCAACCUAGUCAGCUGAAGUAUAUAGAAUGGCCUGAUCUUCAAAGCACGCUGAAGACUGCUAUCCUCACCCUUGUUCUUGUAGCAGUUCUCAUUGUGGCAGUAUCGUCAGUUGACUCUGCCCUCAGCUACAUGUCGACUUUGAUUCUCAGAAAAACCCCAUAAUUUUCAAGGUUAUUCCUAGAAGUGUAUAUUUCAGGGUAUCCGUGUUCCUACUUGCAGAUGCUCAUCUGUUCAUCCGAUUGGAUGGAGAAGAGAGAAAAAAUAAGCAGAAAAUAUCUGCAUGCCUAUUCAAAACUGGAAAAGCUAGUCAUCUUUGGAAUUUUGUUAUCAGAGCAGUAAUGUAACUUCUCAAUGAAGAAGUAGACUUGCAUAAAAAGAAUUCAUAAUGUUGCUCCACGCCCUAAUGUUUUAUUGCUUUUUGAAAAAUUGUAGGAUAUUCUGCCUAAAAUCAGGAGAAGCAAAAUUUAACGAAAUACUGCUCAAGCUUAUGAUUGAAA
This is a messenger RNA of Carya illinoinensis, 1190 nucleotides long. RefSeq lists its product as uncharacterized. The coding region runs from base 364 to 855 and encodes 163 amino acids. The record is from RefSeq and is a predicted model, not a curated record. Lineage: Eukaryota; Viridiplantae; Streptophyta; Magnoliopsida; Fagales; Juglandaceae. The transcript is spliced from 7 exons. Gene Ontology annotation, cellular component: membrane. Gene Ontology annotation, biological process: protein targeting.